Molecule: messenger RNA, 1481 nt
Organism: Hymenoscyphus albidus
Lineage: Eukaryota; Fungi; Ascomycota; Leotiomycetes; Helotiales; Helotiaceae
Source: the annotation of a GenBank genome assembly
AUGAUAUCUCCCACCCAAAGCCCUCGAAACCCGCCACCACCGAAAACCAUGUCCCAAAUCAAAUCAGAAGAGCAACCAGCAAGCCCUCGAAAAAUCGUGCCUCUCAAGAAGAUCCGUCUUUCACCUGACGGAGAGCACGCAGUCAAAAAACAGAAGAUGGAAUGGGAAACCGUCCAACCUACAGACAAGAUGAAAACUGAGAUGAAUGAAAAUGACAUAAACCGUCCAUCCUCAGCUCCCGCCUCAGAUCCAGUCUCCCCACUUUGCAAGAUGCCAAAGAAGAGAAUCAAAACUGGUGAGGAGACAGCACAAGAUGAAGUCCCUGAAUUUCAGCCAAAUCAUAACACGAAAGUGCUGCAUUGGAUUCAAGAUCCCAAAAAUCAGCACAUCCCCACUCCUGUCUUGCCUAAGCAUGAGGGUUCCUCUUCACCAUCUACACUUUCCUUGGGCGAAUAUAGAGAGGUUCCUGUGGAACGGGAGGAGGGACGUCUUCCAAGUGUAGGGCCUAAAUUGGAUCAAGGUAAAAUUAUAGAACUUGCCUUGGAAAUCCACCAAGCUCGUCGUGUAAUUCAGAGUGGAUAAGCGAAAAGAGCACAGAGAUCCUUGAGAAGCAAGAACGUCCUCAAAAACCACAUCGUUCCGAGAAAACAACAGAUAAAGCAGCUUCUAUCACAAAGCUUCACUUCUCAGAAAAGGCGUUGGCAUGCAGAUCACCACCUGGCACGAGAACUUUCUCAGUAGCGACGUCACCUGCUCAAUUACUCUCCACGACAUGUUCUGCAACGCGUGCAGACUUAAUUACUUCAGAGCAGACUUUCGUAAUAGACGGCAAAGCCUUCUGGGUUAAGUUAGUCAGAAGACCCUCUAGAGAUACUUACACUUCAGAAAAGCCGAACCACUCAAAUACAAACGCCAUGUGGAAAAAGUCAUUCAUAAAGUUACAAGAGAGACUCGGCAAGAAAAUGUCCAGAUGGAUGGAGGAAAUGGUUGCGAAGCUUAAAAGAUCCGAACUCGCACUGGACUACGAAGGAGAUGGAACUCCGAAAUACACGUGUGGAUGUGGGUAUCCUUGCUAUCAGGUCAGGGAGAAAUACGGUAUUACCACGCCUCCACUUACUAGCUCUGAAGAUUGGAUUCCACUUGCUAGCUCCGAACCUGGAUUAUCGGAUUCGCCGCUCCCUUCCAGUGAUUCGUCGUCUUCUGGAUCUGCGGGCUCGAUUUUGGAUUAUGUAUCUGACAACGAGGAGUCUGAUUCAGAAGAGAGCUUCGUGACUGGAAGUGAGGAGGAAUCGGAGGGGAGUGAUUGUGAUGAUGAGAGCUUGGUGGAUGAGGAAAUGAGUGAGAGUGUCGUUAGCGAGCUGGAGAGUCUUCUGGAGGCGGGGGAUCUUGAUGUUAUUGAUGGAAUUGCUUGGAUGAACGACUCUUCUGGGUCAAUGUAUCCGGACUCGAUGAUUAUGAGCUCAGGAGAAGAAAGUGGGUAA